Molecule: messenger RNA, 1310 nt
Organism: Xenopus tropicalis (tropical clawed frog)
Lineage: Eukaryota; Metazoa; Chordata; Amphibia; Anura; Pipidae
Exons: 9
Coding region: 81-1310 (409 amino acids)
Source: RefSeq, a predicted model, not a curated record
GUGGCUCACGAGUAAGAAAGGUUGGGGAUCCCUGCCUUACAGAGUAAUAUUUCUGUAAUGUUUCUUUCAUAGCCCUUAUCAUGGAGAAGAAAAUCAGUCGACAGUUUGUGGAGGAUCGUGCCACUGUUUUGAACUUACUUCCAGUCUCUUCAAAAAUGCAAAUACCAGGCCCUUAUUAUUCCAUUACAAUGAGCAUGUCAUGCCUCAAAGACCUCACAUUUGGAUUUGAAUUUGGCUCAGUAAAUCCCAGGGAGCAGUUUCCAGUAACGGAAUUUCCAGAUAGGAUUGUUAAGCUUGAUGUAUCUCUUAAUGAACUGGAGGAAUUAAGAGCUGACAGUCUUUUGGAGUUUGUGAACCUUUUAGAAUUGGAUGCUUCACUCAAUUCCCUCACCAGUAUUGAUGGAGUUGGAGUUUUACUUAAUCUGGUUGUUGUAAACCUCAGUUACAAUGGAAUAAAAGAAGUGAAAGCUAUAGGUAAAUGUACGCAACUUACCAUACUCAAUAUUUCCAGUAACCAAAUUGCUACUCUUAAGGACUUUCCGACGCUGGCAAACCUUACUCAGCUGCAUUUAGACUCAAAUAAGUUACAUUCCUUGGAUGGAAUUCAGAGCCUCUGCCAGCUCCAUGAGUUGUACAUUGAGAAUAAUGAAAUAUCAAGUCUUCUCCCUCUAUCUUCUUCACUGACACUCAAUGUGCUUGAUGCCUCAAAUAACAAGAUUCAAUCUCUCAGAGAGACACUGCAAGUUCUGAGUGGACUUUAUCGACUUACACAGCUAAAACUGAAAGGAAACCCUUUAACACGUGAUAACAGAUACUCUACAGCAAUCAAACAGAACACCACAGUACAGAUCUUGGACAAUCAUCUGCUAAAUGUCCCCACAAACAUCCAACACAUAUCAAAACAUAACUGGCUACUAAAAAACCACUUACUAGAACGAGGCAACACAAGAGAAGGGCUAAAGGAUAUAGCAAAGCAAAGCUGUUUGGAAAAGCUACAGAGUAAGCGCAGUGAGACAGAGAAUAGGAUCCGCCAUUUCCAUGGCAGAAUAUUGAAUUUGCAGGAAGACCUGAAAGACUAUGAACAUACUCUAAGAGCAGAGAUUGAGAACUGCAUAAGGUAUAUUGAUGCCAUCCCUCAGGAGAACUUUAACAGUAUUGAACCAUCUAAGGUGCCUAUAGCAGUGGAGCAGUAUUUAUUUACUAAAUUCUGGAAUAGGUGGGAGCAUGGGAAACGAAAACCUCAAAACCUACCCUUUAGAGAUCUGAAAAAUCCAGAAGAGGUUUUGGAAACUAAGGACAGAAGACUCUAA